AUCGGUUCGUUCAUUCCUGAGGAAGUCGUUCUAUCAAUUUGUCCUUCAGUCUCGGCCGCUCGGAUUUGGGUCAGCUAUUCAGUUCGUUAGACACCGAGGGUUGAUCUACGUUUAAAAAAUAUAUAUUAAUUAUGGGGGGAGUCGGUUUGAAGUGUUUUGCGUGGGGUUUAAUGAUUCUCCACUGUGCUGAUGCCAUUGGAAAGUACAGGGGACUGGAAUUUAUCGAACCCUGCUCCAGAAGUGAUCCAGAACUCGAAGCCUGUCUCGCGAGAUCCGCCAAUGCUCUCACCAAGAAAUUUGCAAGUGGAUUACCGGAGCUAGGAUAUCCGGAGGUGGAACCAAUAAUUCUAGAUGAGGUUCAUAUUGCCCUUGGAGGAGGGCCUGAUGGGUACAGAGCGCAAUUUCGGGAUGUGGCUGCCCGAGGUGUUUCAUCCCUGGACAUCACAGGACUCAGGACUAGAAUUUCGGAGGACGAAGUGCAAAUACAGUUGGCCCUCCGUAUUCCGAAAAUUCGUGCUGCCGCGAAGUACAGAUCGAGUGGAAAAUUAAUUCUCGUGCAGGCCAGUGGUGCCGGAGAUUAUUGGGGUGAAUAUGACGACGUUAAAGCGAAAAUUUUCAUUCGCGCGAAGCCCUAUUCGAACGAGGGCCGCAAAUACCUGAGAUUACAGCAGUUGAAGAUGGACUUCAGUGUUCAAAAUAUAAAAAUGGGAGUGGAGAACGUCCGCGAUGGCAAUACUAUACUACAAGCAGCCCUGAACCUGUUCAUCAACAGCAACAGUCAAGAGCUGUUGAAAGAAAUGAAGCCGUCACUCCGACGUAAAUUAAUUCAAGUAAUGACGACAUUCGUCGAAAAUUUGUUCGCACAAGUACCUUAUGACGCGUGGAUCUCUGAUUAGAAGUAAUGAUAACGAUUAAAAGAUAAUAACUAGUUAACAUAAUGCACAUAAAUGAUAAAGUGCAGUGAAUUCUUCAUUCUCUCCACAUCCAGUUACAUUUUAGCGUCAGCUAAAAUUCAUCAUAAUUUUUUCCAAGCAUUCAAUACAUUUAUUUAAUUAUAUCAUCGCUGCAGAUAACACUGCCAAUUGCGAAUGGUUAUUUAGCUUUAAAUAGAUUUCGGUACGCGAUCGUACUCGAGCGAUAUAAUUUUCCCCAAAUUUUUAGUAUUUUUUUUCGAUGUAAUGAGUACUUAUAAGGCGUAAUUUUAAUGAUGUGAUUGUAAGGAUAAUUAAUUUUGAAUUAGAGACAGAGGAAUUGAUUAUUCCAAAGUUAUGCGUUACGAUAAUUUAUUGAAUAAACAAUUUGUAUGGGAACAGACAAAA
Messenger RNA from Diachasmimorpha longicaudata, 1319 nucleotides. It is a transcript of the gene Jhbp2, whose product is annotated as protein takeout-like. The transcript is spliced from 4 exons. The record is from RefSeq and is a predicted model, not a curated record. NCBI's taxonomy places the organism in Eukaryota, Metazoa, Arthropoda, Insecta, Hymenoptera, Braconidae. The coding region runs from base 132 to 896 and encodes 254 amino acids.